Nannospalax galili (Upper Galilee mountains blind mole rat) is the source of this 4747-nucleotide messenger RNA. It is a transcript of the gene Jmjd6, whose product is annotated as jumonji domain containing 6, arginine demethylase and lysine hydroxylase. Gene Ontology annotation, cellular component: cytoplasm; nucleus. The transcript has 7 exons. Lineage: Eukaryota; Metazoa; Chordata; Mammalia; Rodentia; Spalacidae. The record is from RefSeq and is a predicted model, not a curated record. Gene Ontology annotation, biological process: phagocytosis. Gene Ontology annotation, molecular function: P-TEFb complex binding; histone H4R3 demethylase activity. The coding region runs from base 233 to 1477 and encodes 414 amino acids.
AUCCCGCCAGUGGCGGAGGCCAAUGGAGGACCGCGAAAUGAGACGGGGCGGGGAGGACGGCCGCCGUUUGCCCAACCCGAAGCGCAAGAGGUAGCUGGGGCGUGAAUUUUCUGGAAGGCGACUUUGAAGGCCGCGGGCCGGAGCGAAGGGCUAGUCGGAGAGGGCGCCUUGGUGGUGGCCGGAAGCGAGCGGCGUCGAGGUCGUCGCGGAACCAGCCGGUGACCCCCGCAGGAUGAACCACAAGAGCAAGAAGCGCAUCCGCGAGGCCAAGCGGAGCGCGCGGCCGGAACUCAAGGAUUCGCUCGACUGGACCCGGCACAACUACUACGAGAGCUUCCCGCUGAGCCCCGCGGCGGUGCCGGAUAACGUGGAGCGGGCCGAUGCCUUACAGCUGUCGGUGGAAGAAUUUGUGGAGCGGUAUGAAAGGCCUUACAAGCCCGUGGUACUGCUGAAUGCACAAGAGGGCUGGUCUGCGCAGGAGAAAUGGACUCUGGAGCGCCUCAAAAGGAAAUACCGGAAUCAGAAGUUCAAGUGUGGGGAGGACAACGAUGGCUACUCGGUGAAGAUGAAGAUGAAGUACUACAUCGAGUACAUGGAGAGCACUCGGGACGACAGUCCCCUUUACAUCUUUGACAGCAGUUACGGUGAACACCCCAAGAGAAGGAAACUUUUGGAGGACUACAAGGUGCCCAAGUUUUUCACCGAUGAUCUUUUCCAGUACGCAGGGGAGAAGCGCAGGCCGCCUUAUAGGUGGUUUGUGAUGGGGCCGCCACGUUCUGGAACUGGGAUUCACAUUGACCCUCUGGGAACCAGUGCCUGGAAUGCCUUAGUUCAGGGCCACAAGCGUUGGUGCCUCUUCCCAACAAGCACUCCCCGAGAGCUCAUCAAGGUGACCCGAGAAGAAGGAGGGAACCAGCAGGAUGAAGCGAUUACCUGGUUUAAUGUUAUUUAUCCCCGGACACAACUUCCUACCUGGCCACCUGAAUUCAAACCCCUGGAAAUCUUACAAAAACCAGGAGAGACUGUCUUUGUACCAGGAGGCUGGUGGCAUGUCGUUCUCAAUCUCGACACCACCAUUGCCAUCACCCAGAACUUUGCCAGCAGUACCAACUUCCCUGUUGUGUGGCACAAGACGGUAAGAGGGAGACCAAAGUUAUCGAGGAAGUGGUAUAGGAUCUUGAAGCAGGAGCACCCUGAGCUGGCAGUCCUGGCUGACGCCGUUGACCUCCAGGAGUCCACAGGCAUCGCCUCUGACAGCUCCAGUGACUCCUCCAGCUCCUCCAGCUCCAGUUCAUCUGACUCAGACUCAGAGUGUGAGUCUGGGUCUGAAGGUGAUGGGACAGCACAUCGUAGGAAGAAGAGGAGGACAUGCAGCAUGGUGGGAAAUGGGGACACCACCUCUCAGGAUGACUGCGUGAGCAAAGAGCGCAGCUCCUCCAGGAUUAGGGACACUUGUGGAGGCCGGGCUCAUCCCUGAGCAAGUAAAGAGACACCCCGAGGUGGCUCCUUGUGAGCUGUUGGCAGCACCCACCUCAGUUCUCACGUCUUCUGCUCGUACCUUCUCUUCUGUCUUUGACUGUGGAUCUUCCCUCUCUGGCCAAAGUUCCUGUCAGAUGCUGGUCUUAUUGCUCCUUGAGACUAGAUUCUCCAGAAGUGUACAAGCUCAGCCAGCUCAGUGACUCAGACUAAUGUGAUGAUGGGUAAGAAGGUUCUGUGCUGUCUCGUUCAUACGCAUGCUGCUCGACCCCAAGGCUGUAGGGGUGUGUUCAUUUCAGCAUUUUGCUGUGCUUGUCACCUCCCUGCUGUUGGUAAGGAACUGCUCUGUGUCAAAGCUGAGAGUGGUGAGUGGCUUUGAUCUGUGUGACCCACCCCUGUGUAAGAAGCUGCUUCCUGGACUUCACUGCUGGUUCAGAGCUGCAUUCAGGUAGUGAGCCAGCUGCCCUGCGCCAUCACCUAUUCUUGGUACCAUCGUAGGGUUCCUCCUCAUUCUGCACAAUCAGGAAGGCUGUGAAGUCUUGGGGUAGUGUACUUUGGGGGCAGUAGGUGACAUGCUGGGGUCUUGGUAGAGGUGUUCCUGGUGUUUGCAUCUUGGAACUUGAGUUAUAGAUAGGACAGGACAGGACCUGAUGGGUCUCUUCCUUGUCAAGGGGAUGGCUGUGACCAGUGUCCCUGAGCAUUAAGGGUGGCUUGUGUUACAUAUAGGAGAGAAUGUCCAGGGUCUGAGGGAUCUUCUGAACAGCUCUGGUAGGGUUUGGGGAUUGACCAGAAGGUCCCUUUCUUGCCCUCCAGAUUCACCUGCUUGCCUUAAUAUGUCCCUAUAUCCACGGAAAUUUCGAUCAGUAGAGGGGGCUUAUCCCCAGUCACACUUAACUGCUGUCUGGGGAUCAUCUGAGAAUGCAUUGGAACACCCCCAAGACAGGGAUGACCAGGGGACUUCAAGGUCCAGCUGUUAGGUUUGUUGUCAGGCUGUGCCCUUACUCUAAGGAGACUGGCUUGAAAUCCCGACUGAGCUGUGGCUGGCUGGGCAGAAGAAGCCCUCCUUUUUUGCAAGGACAGCAUUCGGAACCCCUCACUACUGGGGGCUGUUCUUCCCUUUAGCAGCAGCUCCCCCUGGUCCAGUAGGUCAAGUCGAACCCUGGAUAUAAAAUCUCUAGUGAUAUCCAGAUGGCUUUAUCUUAGUUUCUGUAGCCCCAGCUGUCCUGGAACUCACUAUGUAGACCAGGCUGGGCUUGAACUUACAGAGAUCCGCCUGCCUCUGCCUGGGAUUAAAGGCGUGCGCCACCACGCCCCUCAGCUUUAUCAUUUUAGAGGCUCUUGCUGUCUUCAGAAAGCCUCUUUCCCAGGAUUGUUACUGGGAUGUCUCACCCUUUCCAACUGCUCCUCUCCCAACCCGUUUAAAACCAGAAGCAGGGCCGUGAGGGUGGCUCAGUGGGCCAAGGCGCUUGUUGCCAAACCUAAAGACGUGAGUUCUAGCCUCAGAACUCACAUGGUAGAAGAGAACCGAAAACUGUCCUCUGAUCACAUACCCUGGCAUGAAUGCCCCCGCACAAAUAAAGCAAAUAAACAUAAAAGAAUUACUAAGACGGGAAGCAAGCUGAGCAGGGGGUGCGUGCCAUUAGUCCAGACACUGACAGCCAGGGUGGGAGGAGCGUUUGAACUCAGGAUUCCAACACUAGCCAGGACAACAGAGCAAGACCUUGUCUCAAAAGCAAAUGCAGAUCUGUAAUCCCAUUAUUUGGGAGGUGUAGGCAGGGGGAUCAGGAGCCCAAGGCCAGCCUGGGCUGCAUAAGACCUUGUUUCAAAUCAACAAAAAGUCAAGUUCAGAAAUUGAAAUAAAGCAAGAAGCAAUCAAGGAAGACCGCUCAUUACCACCCAGGGGCCUGGUGAGGCACCUUGCCAGGUGGCCCCCCCACCUGCUAGAGGAACCUCCAGGUUGCUAAACUCUGUCAAGAAAGAGACCUGGCCACCCACCGGCCAGUGUCUCUUCUGAAAGCAGCUGAACAGUGCAGACUGCACGUUGUUGCCACCCCACAGAUAACUGCAUGGUAUAUUCUAGCCAGGCCAGGUGUUCAGCACCACUGUCCCUGCUUACUAGAGGUCCUUGCAGACACAGCAGCGCUCCAUUGGGGCAGCAGGACAGAGACAAGGGGAGGGGCCGUGGCCAAGGUGUAGAGUGGUGCCCGGUGGUCAGUCAAGGUGGGAGGUUGGGGCUAAGGGUGCCCACCCCAUUACUGUUCCCUCCCACCUGGUACAGUGGGACUAAGGGUGCCCACCCCUGUUCCUGUUACCUCUCACCUGGUGCAGUGGGGAUGGUGUCAACAGAGAGGGGAAGGAUUCACAUUUGCUGUGUGUGCAGCUGCCUGUCCCUAUUAAUUCAAGCAUUGAGCAAAACUCCAGUACCUGUGUCCAUCAGGGACAGGCCUGCCCUUGACUGCAUGAAGGUCAGUGGGCAGUGGCUGCUGCUGUUCACAAGGAAACUGUUCAGGUAGGAGACUUGAAAGUGCAUUUCCACAGCCAAAAAUAAGUGCAGUCCUCCCCAGAUACACGUUUGUUAGAUCUAAGGACAUGAGGAACAGCCUGGCAAUGUGAAUUGGCAUAUGGUGUCUUUAGAAGUUGAAGGGGCUUGCAUUUAGAAUUGGAGGCAGUCACUGGUACCAGUGCUUUUUCUACACUUACAGGCCUUGAGCUUCGAGCUUUAGACAAGAGAAGGAUGGAACAGAAAAGUACAGCCAAUGGAAAGGUGUGAUGUAGGAGUUAGGUGUGUGAGGACGCAGCUGUAGGUUCCUUAGCUUGUGUUGUGUAGCUUUUCCAGAGUUCAGGGCGGAGUCUGGCUCCUCCUGACCUGCCCCGCCCUCCCCUUCCUAACCCAUGUGUCAAGAUGUUACAUUGCUGUUACUACAUGUUUCUAGCAUGAAAGUGGGGUCCCCACCUGGUGGCUCUCAACUUGGUCUCAUUGUUAAUUCAAGAACUUGAACCACACAGCCCCCAGGAAUCUCCCUAGCAGGGAUGUACCAUAGCUUGCUGACUCCAUGGUGGCUAGAUGCCACAGAAGAACCAGGCUGUGCCCUGAGUACCCCGGCCUCUUGUAGUUGUCAGAACACCAAGAGGUCUAGGGCCCUGCGUCCCACUCACUGUGAGCUCUGUCACAAAAUGCCUGUGGGUCUGCCAUUGGGUUGGUGUUUUUUAACUCUUGGAUAAAACUUCUUCAUAAUUUUGAAUAAAGCAAGUGGAUUUGGAAUUGUGGUUU